Dentiscutata erythropus is the source of this 449-nucleotide messenger RNA. Lineage: Eukaryota; Fungi; Glomeromycota; Glomeromycetes; Diversisporales; Gigasporaceae. The record is from the annotation of a GenBank genome assembly.
GGCAUGCACAAAUUGCCAGCAAAAGCACACAAAAUGUUCUGGAGGAGCAACUUGUGAACGUUGUAUAUUACAUAAUCUUAAAUGUACUUUUAUUGAUUCAGGUUUAUCUUCUUAACGGUCUUGAAAAUGACUUUGAAGGAACAUCUAUGCUAUCCUCUGUAAUCCUUAAUCUCAUGCAAGGUCACACAUCAAUUCUAUCAUCACCAUCAGGAUAUCCACAACAACAACUGAAAAACAUUGACGAAUUUUCUUUUUAUUGUGACUCAUAUGAAGAACCAAAUAGUCACGCUUUUCAAGAAGCCAGUUCAUUUUCUUAUCAAACAUGUACCAAUACUGAAUACGUUAUGCAAAACAACAACCUUAUAGACAACACGUCUUAUAAUAAUACUAUCCUUUUAUAUGACAACCUAUUUUUUGAUAAUAACUAUAUGCUACUAUUCCAUUAUUAA